Molecule: messenger RNA, 3276 nt
Organism: Ochlerotatus camptorhynchus
Lineage: Eukaryota; Metazoa; Arthropoda; Insecta; Diptera; Culicidae
Gene: Clbn
Product: Nuclear export mediator factor NEMF homolog Clbn
Exons: 4
Coding region: 96-3176 (1026 amino acids)
Biological process (GO): rescue of stalled cytosolic ribosome; ribosome-associated ubiquitin-dependent protein catabolic process
Cellular component (GO): RQC complex
Molecular function (GO): tRNA binding; ribosomal large subunit binding
Source: RefSeq, a predicted model, not a curated record
GUGUCAUCAAAAAGGGAGAUUUUCGCAACAGAAGGAAAUCGCAAAUGAAAUUUUCUUCAAUAUUUUACCGUAAAAUCCCCAAUCUGUAAAACAACAUGACGAAAACCAGAUUCAACACCUACGAUGUGGUCUGUUCGGUGACGGAGCUGCAAAAGCUCGUCGGAAUGCGCGUGAACCAAAUCUACGACAUCGACAACAAAACCUACCUGAUCCGGUUAGCGCGGAACGAGGAGAAAGUGGUCCUGCUGUUGGAAUCGGGUAAUCGGUUCCACACGACCGCCUUCGAGUGGCCCAAGAAUGUCGCUCCGUCCGGGUUUACGAUGAAGUUGAGGAAGCACUUGAAGAACAAACGGCUGGAGAGUAUGAAGCAGCUGGGAGUGGAUCGAAUCGUGGAUUUCCAGUUUGGAGUGGGUGAAGCCGCUUACCACGUCAUCCUGGAGCUGUACGAUAGGGGAAACAUUCUGCUAACGGAUUGCGAUUUGAAGAUUUUGAACAUUUUGCGUCCCCAUGUGGAGGGGGAAGAGGUGAGGUUUGCUGUGCGGGAGAAGUAUCCGACGGAUCGGGCCAAGGAAGAUAAGGGCCCUCCAGCAAUGGAGAAGGUCAAGGAAGCAAUAACAAAGGCUCAUCCUGGGGAUACGUUGAGGACGGCUUUGAAUCCGAUUCUGGAAUACGGUGCCUCAGUGAUUGACCAUGUUCUGCACAAGUACGGGCUGUUUGGAUGUCGAAUUGGUGGCGAAUUGCCGGUGGACGCAGCGGCAGAGAUGCCUAAAAAGGUUAAGAAGAAGCAGAAGGCGAUUGCGAAGGAGUUUUCGAAGGUUUUCAACAUGGAAGAGGAUAUGACGGCGUUGAUGUGUGCGAUUAACGAUGCAGAAACGAUGCUGAGGAAGGCCAUGCAGGAACCGUCGAAGGGAUACAUCAUUCAAAAGAAGGACUUGAAGCCGUCUAAGGAUAAGGAGCAGGAAGAAUUUUAUUAUACAAACUUGGAGUACCAUCCGUUCCUGUACAAUCAGUACAAGGGGGAACCGGUGAAGGAAUUUGAUAGUUUUGCGGUGUCGGUUGAUGAGUUCUAUUCUACAUUGGAGGGUCAGAAGAUUGAUUUGAAGUCUUUCGCCCAGGAGAGGGAAGCGUUGAAGAAGCUGUCCAACGUCCGAACGGAUCAUGCGAAAAGAUUAGAUGAUUUGACUAAAGCGCAACUGGAAGAUCGAAAGAAGGCUGAGUUGAUUACAAGAAAUCAAAAUCUGGUGGACAGUGCCAUUCUGGCUGUUCAAAGUGCCCUGGCGGCGCAAAUGUCAUGGUCGGAUAUUCAGGAUCUGGUCAAAGCAGCACAGGCUAACAACGAUCCGGUUGCUUCUUGCAUUAAACAACUCAAGCUGGAAAUCAAUCACAUUUCUGUAAUGUUAAAAGAUCCGUAUGGUGCAUUCGAUGAAGAGUUUGAGGAUGACGAAGAUCGUGAAGAUGGCGAGGAAAAGCUUGAACCCAUGGUGGUUGAUGUUGACCUGGCUUUGACGGCUUUUGCCAAUGCCCGUCGGUUCUACGAUCAGCGCCGAUAUGCCGCUCGCAAGGAGCAGAAAACCAUUGAGUCGUCGUCGAAAGCUUUGAAGAAUGCCGAAAAGAAGACGAUGCAAACGUUAAAGGACGUCCGAACGCAAACAACGAUCUCCAAGGCUCGCAAGGUCUAUUGGUUUGAAAAGUUCUACUGGUUCAUCAGCUCGGAAAACUAUCUAGUCAUUGGUGGUCGAGACCAGCAGCAGAACGAGUUGAUUGUGAAACGUUACAUGCGACCAAUGGACAUCUACGUUCACGCGGAGAUUCAGGGUGCCUCAAGUGUUAUAAUCAAAAAUCCUUCCGGAGGAGAUAUUCCUCCCAAGACGCUCCUCGAGGCCGGAACUAUGGCUAUUUCGUACAGCGUUGCGUGGGAUGCGAAGGUCGUUACCAGUGCUUACUGGGUAAAGAGCGAGCAGGUCAGCAAAACUGCACCCACUGGAGAGUACUUGACUACCGGUAGCUUCAUGAUCCGAGGAAAGAAGAACUUCUUACCGCCUUGCCACUUGAUUCUCGGUCUGAGUUUCAUGUUCAAACUGGAGGAAAGUUCCGUUGAACGACACAAAGGUGAGAGAAAAGUGCGAACCUUCGAUGAAGCAUCGGUCAUAAGCAAGGAUGAUCGUUCCGAGAUUUCCGAAGUCCCUGAUCAGGAAAUCCAACUUGAAGAAGAAGAAGACUCCGAUCACGAUGAGAAAGGAGAGCCAGAAAACCCGGGAGCAACCGAAGAAAUUCAAGCACAAGUUGAAUCCAUCACGCUAAAGGAGGAAGAACAAUCGGCCGAAUCGGAUUCGGAAAGCGACGAAAGCGAUGGGCCAAAGUUCCCGGAUACGCACGUCAAAGUCGAACACGACACCGGAAAGGUAUCCGUUCAGCCAGCCCCGGUCCCGGUCCUUCAACGGGUCACCUCGAAACCGGAAGCGGAAAAUGUUAUCUCUUUCGGUGACAACCAACCUUUCAUCAUCACGCCUGCUCCACCCCGGAUGAAACAGAUUCAAAAGAGCAAGCAAAAGGCCAAGGAUAAGGAGCGUGCUCGGGAGGCGCAGGAAGUAGCUUCCAGAAACCAGAAGGAAGAACCGCAGAGACAAGGUCACCUCAAGCGCGGUCAAAAGGCCAAAAUGCGAAAGAUCAAGGAGAAGUACAAGGAUCAAGACGAGGAGGAACGCAAAAUGAUGAUGGAAAUUCUGAAAUCGGCAGGCAAUAAGAUUAAUCAAAAUCAAAAGGAAGAGGAAGCAGGCGGCAGCGAUCCGAAGAAGAACCCCGGCAAGAAACCGCAGCCUCGCUUGAAGCCGGGAGAGUUCGAAGAACUAGGCGACGAUACGCCAGCGGCUGCAGAUGUGGACAUGUUGGAAUCCCUGACGGGUCAACCGAUGGAGGAAGACGAGCUGCUGUUUGCCAUUCCGGUCAUUGCGCCCUACCAAUCGCUGCACAAUUACAAAUUCAAGGUCAAGCUGACCCCGGGAACCGGGAAGCGAGGCAAGGCCAGCAAGACGGCUUUGCAGAUUUUCCUCAAGGACAAGCAGUGCACAAAUCGGGAGAAAGAUUUGCUAAAGUCCGUCAAGGAUGAGACGCUGGCUCGUAAUAUUCCAGGAAAGGUUAAACUGUCCGCUCCGCAAAUGCAGAAGAUUAAGAAGUGAAGGUGCGGUUUGUGUCUUACUAAGUAAUGUGGUUUUCCUGCCCUUGCUGUUUCCACUGGUUUGUUAGUGCGUAGAGUAAAUCGAUUAAGAUGAUUUUUUU